AUGCCUCUUCUUGAGGGCGUCACAUUCCAUGUCCCUCCCUCUGUGUCAGCCGAGCGCCAGCUUCAUGUCUCUACGCUUCUUCAAGCCAAUGGCGCCUCUCUCGCUCCUCUGACGGAAGCCGACUACGUCGUCACCAAUGCUUUUGACUUUGAAGGCUGGCAGAGUGUCCCUGACAACGCCAAAGUGGUUACUGAGACAUGGCUCGAGAGAACCAUGAUAUUAGGAAAGAUACAACCGGCGCAAUACUAUUCUCCGGACCCAGCGAUGCUAUUCUCGGGCGUAGUGGCGUGCGCAACUGAUCUGUCUCCACCAGACACCGAGGUGCUCUCCGCUGGUAUCACCGCGCUGGGUGGUCAGUGGCGGCCAGGCCUCACGCGCGAGGUGACCCACCUCUUUGCCGUCGCACCUGGCUCCGAAAAGUACGAAACCGCGAUGCAUUACCAGAAGGACACAUGUGUCAAGGUGCUUGCGCCCCACUGGUUCGAUGACAGCGUCAGAUUUGGCACGCGCGGUUUGGCGACGAAGCCAUACGAGUGGCCUGAGCCCAUGAUCCUCCAACCCGGACCCCGUAUCGACGGAGUGGGGGCCUCGAGUCAGGGAGAUCUCAAAGCCAGGAUCUCCGGUGACAAAAAGAUGCUGUACAGGACGGCCUUGAUGUCGCCGGGACAAGAGCAUCGUCUGGGGAACGUGGACAAAGGGAAUGUUUGGCAGGGCAGACGCAUCCUUCUCUGUUCUGACCUAGGUCUCUCUCAAGGGCGAAGGGUGGCCAUGGAAGCUAGUAUCACUCGAGCGGGCGGGGUCAUCAUAAACAGCGACGCAACCAAUGAAAACAUCAAGGUUGAUGAGGCGGACGUACUCAUUGCGAGGUAUAGGUGGGGACAUGCUUAUGUCAAGGCUGUGAGAGCGAACAAGUUCAUUGGAACGCUCGCUUGGAUAUUUCACGUCCAGGCUGCGGGAGUCGUGUCUGCGCCGACGGCUCAACUGUUGCACUAUCCUAUCCCCAAGAAACCUGUUGAAGGGUUUUCUUCACACGAGAUCACGGUCACGAACUACACCGGAGAGUCGCGUGAAUAUCUCAAGAAAUUGAUCACGACCAUGGGUGCCACGUUCACUCCCAGCAUGUCGGGACGCAACACUGUACUCAUCGCAGCAUUCAUUGCCGGUAAUAAAACUACCAAGGCCGGAAACUGGUCCAUUCCGGUUGUAAACCAUCUCUGGCUCGAAGAUUGCUUUGUUCAAUGGAAGAAUAUUACGGUCGGCAAGGAGAAGUACGUUAACUUCACGCCGGGGAUCAACUUCACUGAGAUGCUGGGCGAACGCGGUAUUGGACGGUCGGUAGUUCUGGACGGUCUGUUGGAGGUGGAAGAAGAGAUGAAUGCGGCCAGACAAGCCUCCUCUGAAGGCGCAGAGACAAACCCACCCCCACCUCCUUCUAAUAUCAGUGCUCGGGAAGUCGAGGAAGCAGUGAGGGCGGUGGAUGGCAUGGACGUCGAGGACGAGCCCAUCAGCAAAAAGGCGAAGACAAUAAGACCCGAGCCUGAUGAUAUGGAAGUAGACGAACCCCCAGCAGCGGGGAAUAGUCGCCAGCCCCGUCCUCGCACGCUCUCGAAUGCUAGUGAGCUCCGACGCAGCACACGCAGAAAAAGCAUCAGCAGUGUAGCGGCCCCAGUUACCCCACGACCAGAACAGCCGCCUUCCUCGAGGCCCGAGGCCCCCGCUGAGCCCAAGAACCUCCCUGAGCCCGGCAAAACCGCACGGAAGCCUCCCGUAUCUGCGCGCGCUCAUAGCGCUCAUAAGGGCAAGGACCGAGACCGAGACCCAAGGUCAGACGACGAUGCCCCUGUGGCUCGCCCAAAGGAUGCGCCCAAUAAGACCAAACUCCGCCGGGAACCUAUUCCUCCCCGAGGGUCUGACGACGAACUCGAGGUCAUCGAAGAUACGACAGUGUUGUUGAAGGACGGCGAGUCGUCCAAGCUGCCCACCAGCACGCCACCAACCCCCAAAUCCUCACAAAACAAGACGCCGCGACGACGACUGUCUGUCCUCUUGCCCCCAAUAGGUACAGGCGAUGCGCUCUUUUCAGGAUCCCGACACCGCAUAGGCAAAGAACCGAGCUCGUCGAGGCCUAAAUUACCACGUCCAGACCUGGGCUUGACAUCAGAAAAGGAGGCCGCAGGCCCGUCGACGCGGAAGCGGCCUAAGCCCCGAAUAUCAGCAGCUGAUCUCAGUCUCAUCCAGAACUCGCCAGCGACGAGCCGGGCGAUCGGGCGGCGGGCGGCGGCGGACAAGGCUACGCACAAGUUGAGAGAGGAGAUCAUGCCCGACGUCAGGAAUUUCGAGAAGGAGAUGAAGAGGGGGCACGUUCGUGCGAUAGGCGAAAGCGAUGGGGGGGUCGCGCGGGAUGCCAAAGGCAAGGCGAAGGAAGUGACUGAGGAGGACGAACAGAAGGCAAAGGGCAAGGGGCUCGAAGACGUGGCGGAGAGGGUCAUCGCUAAGAAGCGGAUGAAGUCUAGGCAGGAGGCGGAAGAAUCUGCGGACGAUGGAGAACGGGGUCGUAAAAAGCGGAGAGUCAGCACGUCGAAUGCUAAGGGCAAGAACAGGGCCGGGGAUGAUGAUGAUGAAAGUCAGAGUCGCGUGACCCGGGAGGGGAGGCAGGCCGUCCGAUCAAGCAAGAAGGCUCCGGCACACACCCACGAGCCUUCGGACGAAGAACGACCAGCUCGAAAGACGCAGACGGCCAGUUCGUCGGCGAGGAAAGGGAAGGACAGGGCCGCCCUCGAAUCAAACGAAGACGACGAAGACGAAGACGACGAAGACGAAGACGACGCAAGCGCUCCGUCCAAAAGCAAAGGGAAACACAAGGCAGCCCAGAGUGAGCAUGUGCCCAAAGAUGCCGCGCGUAGCGUCAGCCGGCAAGAUUCUAUGCAAAAUAUUCGCAGCUCUGAACCACCCGACAAAUCCGAUGUCAGAGUGUUAGUGACGCAGCUGUCGCUCGGAGAGGAAGUGACGAAGGCGUUGACCAAAUUGGGCGCUAAAAUGGUCUCGAAGCCUUCGGAAUGUACGUAUCUCGUGGUCAAAAAUUUGGGCCGGACGGAAAAGUUCCUGUGUGCGAUGGCUGUUGCGCCAUGCGUCGUGACAGAGAAAUGGGCUCUCGCGUCGGCGGCGGCAAAACAACUCUUACCGCCCGAUAGGUACUUCCUCGUUGAUUCUCAAAACGAGGCGAAAUACAACUUCAAGCUCUCCCAGGCUCUGCGCCGGGCAAAAGAGAACAAAGGGAAGUUGUUUGCGGGGAUGGUAUUCUACGUGACCCCAAAAGUGAACGUCGACAAGAAAUUAUUGAAGAACGUCGUCGCUGCCCAUGGUGGUCAGAUUCGCAUCCAACCGCCUACCGCUCGUAUAAUCGGCGGCAAGGGCAAAAACUUUGCCAUCUCAUGUCUAGAGGAUAUAUCCAUUUGGAGACCUAUCGCUCUGGCCGGGCAUACGGUUUAUUCUCAAGAAGUGCUUUUGACCGGGGCGCUAACACAGCAGCUACUCUGGAACGACCCCCAGUAUCAUGUCAACAAGUAG
Molecule: messenger RNA, 3567 nt
Organism: Heterobasidion irregulare TC 32-1
Lineage: Eukaryota; Fungi; Basidiomycota; Agaricomycetes; Russulales; Bondarzewiaceae
Exons: 11
Coding region: 1-3567 (1188 amino acids)
Biological process (GO): DNA double-strand break attachment to nuclear envelope; double-strand break repair
Cellular component (GO): Cul8-RING ubiquitin ligase complex; nucleus
Source: RefSeq, a predicted model, not a curated record